AUGUGUGAAUUGUCAGUGCAGCUCGAUGAAUUGCUACUGUGGAAGAUCGUUCAAUUCGUACAAAAGACAGAAACAGCAGAAAGCAUGAAGCCGGUAGCAUUAUUACAGCCACCAAAUACAGAACUUGAUAAAUUGGACCGAGUGCAAGCGCGUCGAUGCUAUUUUGGCACGUUGGACCUAGAAGUAGGAGCUGUAUCACUUUCAGGUAAGGGCAUCCUUGCUCGGGCUUUUCUGUGCUACUGA
Messenger RNA from Gongylonema pulchrum, 243 nucleotides. NCBI's taxonomy places the organism in Eukaryota, Metazoa, Nematoda, Chromadorea, Rhabditida, Gongylonematidae. The record is from the annotation of a GenBank genome assembly.